AUGGAUGGUGUGACACCACUGCUGCUCACUGUAAUCCCGCAAACUGCCAACGUGCCUUCAGUGGUGCUGGAUCGUCUUGUGCUGGAUCGGGAUCAGGAUCAGGAGGCACCACCACUAGUACAACUCCUACCUCCCCUCCUCCAAGUGGCAGUACUGGCAUUGGAAAUACUGUUCCCCACAUCGAUAUUUGUGGUGCUGGCAGCGGUGGCAUUAGCUGUCCAGGUGCCGGUAUUGGGGGCUUCUUUUAUCGCUGCUGCUCUGGAAAUGGUCACUGCGGACCUAAGAACACUGAACAAUCCCAAUACGAUUAUUGCGGUACCAGCCACUGCCAGCCCGGUUACGGUGCCUGUGAUCCCACCCGUUCUCUUCCUCCUAAUCCUGCCGCACCUGCUACUGUUGCCGGUCCCCAAGAAAACUGCGGGCCAAUCGUUAACAAAAGAUGUCCCGCCGGGCAAUGCUGUUCCGGAUCCAACUAUUGCGGUACUGGACCUGAUUUCUGUGGUGCUGCCAACUGGUGUCAGGUCAACUGGGGCGAGUGCCACAGAUAGGUUUUUGCUCCCGGAUCUAUAUAACGGUCUGAGGCCUCUUGAAGGUGUAAUCGUGAAACGAUUCUGA
This is a messenger RNA of Morchella importuna, 615 nucleotides long. RefSeq lists its product as uncharacterized. The transcript has 6 exons. The record is from RefSeq and is a predicted model, not a curated record. Bases 1 to 615 code for a protein of 204 amino acids. NCBI's taxonomy places the organism in Eukaryota, Fungi, Ascomycota, Pezizomycetes, Pezizales, Morchellaceae.